Molecule: messenger RNA, 4739 nt
Organism: Polistes canadensis
Lineage: Eukaryota; Metazoa; Arthropoda; Insecta; Hymenoptera; Vespidae
Product: acetylcholinesterase-like
Exons: 6
Coding region: 813-2744 (643 amino acids)
Biological process (GO): acetylcholine catabolic process in synaptic cleft; choline metabolic process
Cellular component (GO): plasma membrane
Molecular function (GO): acetylcholinesterase activity
Source: RefSeq, a predicted model, not a curated record
UGCCUCGACGAUCAGUCGACCCCGUGCAACGCGGCACGCCGGCCGCUGCGCGAACACAACUCUCUCUUCCAUUUACUAACUUUUCUCUCACCGAACGAGAGUAUAAUAAUCAUUAAUACUCAUUUUAUUCAACUCUAUCUAACGAGUUACACGUAUAACGAAAAUAGAAGAAGAAUAAACAAAAGAAAAAUACAACAAAAAAUUUCAAUAGAAUUUGAUUUUCGCGGGCUUCUCUUGUCAAUCCGUUCGUAUCGAGUAAUCGAAAAGUAAAGUGAAAAGAAAAAGAGAGAUCGAAAGAGAGAUCGAGAGAGAUCGAGAGAGAGAGAGAGAGAGAGAGAGAGAGAGACAGGGAAGAGGAAAAAAGGGAGGGAAGAAAGGUGGGUCGAGAGCGCGUGCGUGUGUGCGUGUGUAGGGUCGAAGGUUAGCGCGAGAGUAGUUGAGAAGGAUUGUGCGUAAGAGGAUUUCGUUAGUCCUCGAUCGUUCUACUAUCCGAAAGAAUAAAGGUAAGCUUUUGACGGGAAGAGAGAGAGAGAGAGAGAGAGAGAGAGAGAGAGAGAGAGAGAGAGACAGAAAGAGAGACACAUGCAGGGUGGGAGAAGUAGAGUAAGUGUGCGUGUGCGUUCGUACGCGCAAAAGCUGGUGCUCCCCCACUCGGUAACUUGUUGAGCCUCUGCUCAACGUGAACCUCUGCGUGCUGUGGCCCGGGUUUGCCGUGUCCAUUCGAGCGGGCCGCGCGAAAACAUUGGCCUUCCUAUAAGGAACUAUAGAGAGACAUAUAAAAAAUAUCAAAAGAAUAUUGAAAGUGAUAAAAAAUGAAAGCGAUCGGUUCGUCGUUGAUAUUAGCGCAAUUGGUGCUUGCAUUAAGUUCCAAGAGCCUUGGAUUCGGUCGUCCCGAUGUUCUCGGACAACGCAACGACGUCCACGAGGAUCCGUUGGUAGUCGAAACUACGAGCGGUCUCGUACGUGGAUUCAGUCGUAAAAUUGAAAAUCGUGACGUACACAUAUUUUAUGGUAUACCAUUCGCUAAGCCACCGAUCGGCCCAUUACGUUUUCGCAAACCAUUACCCAUUGAACCUUGGCACGGUAUAUUAAAUGCAACAAUCUUACCAAAUAGUUGUUAUCAAGAAAGAUACGAGUACUUUCCCGGUUUCGAAGGCGAAGAAAUGUGGAAUCCGAACACCAAUAUAUCCGAGGAUUGUCUCUACUUGAACAUCUGGGUACCCCAGAGAGUAAAGUUGAGGCAUAAGGGUUCCGAGCCGCCUGACAGCCCGGAGAGAAACGGCUUGCCGAUACUCGUUUGGAUUUAUGGGGGUGGAUUCAUGACCGGUACCGCUACCCUAGAUGUUUACGAUGCCGAUAUAAUGGCUUCUACGAGUAACGUUAUCAUAGCCUCGAUGCAGUACCGUGUCGGUGCAUUCGGAUUCUUAUAUUUAAACAAACACUUUGGAACUAACAGCGAAGAAGCACCUGGAAAUAUGGGAUUAUGGGAUCAAGCGUUGGCCCUUAGGUGGCUUCGCGACAACGCCGCUGCCUUUGGCGGUGAUCCUGAUUUGAUAACGAUUUUUGGCGAAUCUGCCGGUGGCAGUUCGGCCAGUCUUCACCUGAUUUCCCCGGUAACUCGUGGUCUCGUCCGCCGCGGUAUACUUCAAAGUGGCACCCUGAACGCACCCUGGAGCUAUAUGACCGGCGAAAAAGCUCACGAUGUUGCACGCGUCCUCGUUGACGAUUGCGGUUGCAAUUCCACCAUGCUUCAAGAGAAUCCCGCUCGCGUUAUGCUAUGCAUGAGAUCUGUCGACGCCAAAACUAUAUCCGUACAACAGUGGAACAGUUAUUGGGGUAUUCUCGGAUUCCCAUCCGCUCCGACGAUCGACGGUGUUUUCUUGCCUAAACAUCCGCUUGAUCUUUUACGGGAAUCUGACUUUAAGGACACCGAGAUUAUCAUCGGAAAUAACGAGAAUGAAGGAACGUACUUCAUUCUGUACGACUUCAUCGAUUUCUUUGACAAGGACACAGCAAGCUUUUUGGAGCGUGACAAAUUCGUUGGUAUUAUCGAUACUAUCUUCAAGAACAUGUCGCAGAUCGAGCGUGAUGCCAUCAAAUUUCAAUACACAGAUUGGGAAAAGGUGAAGGAUGGUUAUGUUAAUCAAAGGAUGAUAGCAGACGUUGUUGGUGACUACUUCUUCAUAUGUCCAUCGAUACAUUUUGCUCAAUUGUUCGCUGAUCGGGGAAUGAAGGUCUACUAUUACUUUUUUACACAGAGGACAAGUACCAAUCUCUGGGGCGAAUGGAUGGGCGUGAUGCACGGGGAUGAGAUCGAAUACGUAUUUGGAAAUCCUUUGAAUAUGUCCUUGAAGUAUAGCGAAAACGAGAGGGACCUUUCCGUUAGAAUGAUCAAGGUUUUCUCCCAAUUCGCAACCGACGGGAAACCAACGGAAGACGAGAAAGUAUGGCCGCCAUAUUCGAGAGAUCGACCAGUAUAUUUCAUUUUUAACGCGGAGAAAAAAGGGCUCGGAGAGGGACUGCGCACGACGUCAUGCGCCUUUUGGAACGAGUUUCUACCGCGACUCAAAGGAGUACCCGAUCCAGUACCGGAAGCUUGCAACAGCGUGAUAGCGUCAAGCGUAUCUGCGAGUGGAGCCGAUCGACUUAUUUAUCGAACGAAUACACAAAAUAUUCUACUUUUAUCCACGGCCACAGUUACGUCCAUUUGGACGAUGAUACUUUUACGAGUCGCGAACGGCUAACCGAUUUUAAGUUUUCUUAUCAAACUCUAAUCUAGCACACAGAGUUCUCUUACCCUCGAUUCCAAUUUUUAUUUGAUCCUCUUUUUCUUUCUUUUUUCUAUUUCCUGUCUUUGAAUAUUUUCUUCCUUCUUUUGUUUUUCUUUUUCUUUUUCUUACUCGAGAUCGCUAGCUAAAAUAGCCGAGAGUACGAAAUUUUACUCGCAAAGGGGGGAAGACCGAUGCCGCGUUGUCGCGAAAAAUGUUGAGAAAAUAUCUAAAACGCAAGAUAGAAUAAAAAUGAAAAUACAAAUGAAAAGAAAAGAAAUGGAGAUAAGAUGAGAAGUAAAACAGAACAAAAGAGAAAAAGAAAAGAAAGGAUUUUGUUCACGUCGGCCAAAAUCUCUUUCCCCUUUCUCGCGAAAGAUUGAAAAGAAGAAAAAAUGUGAGAGAAAAAAGACAAAAAAAAAUGAAAUACCUAAAAAAAGAAAAACUACGAGCUUUUCUCCUUCGCGAGUUCUUCGGUUGACUUAAAAAAAAAAGAAAGAAUAUCUCCUGUUUUCUUUUUUUGUCUCUGCGCGUGUGCGUAUGUGCGAUGCGUGUACGUGUGUGUGUAUAUAAGUGUGAUAAAAAAUAAUGUGCGAAGAGAAAGCCUUUGCGGCCUAGAAGUUAACUUUCGAUCGAGCGUUAAAACUAUGUCGAGCUUUAUGAACUAUUACCAAAUUAAUACCCCCGUAACCACCACCACCGCCACAACCCCCCCUUUCCCCGCACUUAAAACCUACGACCGCGAAUUACGCUGCAAUAUUUCGACGAUCCCGGUUGAAAGAUUAUGAAGAUAAACAAUAGAUUUAAACUAUUUCUUCUCAACAAAAAUUACAUAUACAUUUUUAUUUUUUAGCAAACAAAAAGUUAGAUAAUAAAACAAUUAUGCUGUGUGAAUUAAAAAAGAAAAAGGUAAAAAUUUGUUUCGAUAAUUACUACUCGACCUCCUUAAUUUUAUUCUACAGAAUUAAAAAAUCGUCGUACGAUUUCAAAAAAAUAAUUAAAUGAAAGAUGAAUGAGUCAGUCAAUUAAAAAGAGACAGGAAGAGAGAGAGAGAGAGAGAGAGAGAAGGAGAUAGGUAAUUUCGAUCGUCGUCCGUUCUCGAUUCGAUCAUUUAACAUAUCGAAUUAAUUAAUCGAUUAUAACUGAAGAACGUGUAUGAUAUUUACAUAUGUAAAUUCACAAAGUCCUAUAUGAGUUGCAUGAAUGAAUACACUUGUGUAAGUGCGCGUCUGUGUAUUUAGCAUCGAGAGAAACAGUGAGAAAUAUAUAGAGAGGGGGAGGGGAAGGAAGAGGGACAAGAAAGUUGGUUAACCGCAAAUGAAUAAUACGAAAUGCCGAGGUAGAAAUCGAAUCGUCAUUGAAAUAAUGAAGAAGAUAAAUAGCUUUGGAAAGUGACAGAAGCUUCGUGGAAGACCGACGUGAUGCGAUGAUCGUCUCGAGUCCUCUGAGAAGAAGAAGAAGUGAAGUGGGUGGAAAAGAGGGAGGAGCAGGAGUAGGUUUAUGAGAGGUGGGAGUGAGGGGGGAGGAAGACCGUAAUCCGUAAUACGACUUGAAGGAAGCCGAUAAUUUGUUCUAGCAAUGCUCUACUGACUUCUUCUUCUUCUUCUUCUUAUUCCUCCUCUUCUCCUGUUCAUAUUACUAUUACUAUUACUAAUACUACUGCAACUGGUACUAUUACUAGUAUUAUUAUUAUUAUUAUUACUACUACUGCUACUUUACCAUCACCACCUCAUCCCGUUUUCAUUCCCGUUCUACUCUUUUUGCACCAUUUCUUUCUUAUUACUUUCGAAUACCUCGAGGAAUUCUAUUCGUCUUCUAUCAUUUUCUCUCUCUCUCCUUUUUUUUUUAUUAUUUUUCUUUUGUUUUCUUUUUAUCUUACUACUCUCUGUUUUUUUUCUUUUUUGUUUUUCUUUUUUUUUUUGAAAAAAGUUGCUGACGUAAACAGGACAUAUAACUCUUCGUCCUGGUAGU